GCGUGUGUCACGUGUUGACGUGUAAAUCGAGAACUUGCCCUGUAAGAAGCCACACAGCUCGCUAAUCUCCUAGGUCCAGGAACAGUAACUAAUUUCCACGUGGAGCAAUAUCUUUGCCGUCGAGGUCUAUCCCUACACACGUCCCGAUGCAGAUCGAUGUUGAAACUCGACGUUGUAAUUGAUCGACUACCGACGUCAGAGAGGUUAGCGUGGAGAUCUGAUCGAUUUCAGUCUUGGCAGAUUUGCGGAGAAGAGAGCACUCGUUCGCAUCGGAUGAUCCGAACAACUUCAAUUGCACCUCAAACAUGCCACCCGCACGACUAGCCAACGGGCUGCUCGGGACUUUCCGAACAGCCUCACUUCGAACAACAUGUGUUCGUCCAGCAGCCACCUCAACACAGCAGUGCCUAUACCAUUCGUAUGACUACGCUCAACCGCCGCCGUUUCCUCCCGCCGAAUCUGCGAUACUUUCUUCCGCAUACGCGCACGUACCAAAUCAUGGGUUUACUAUAGAUGCGCUCAAGCUCGGUGCAAGAGAUGCGGGAUAUCUCGAUGUUUCUACCAAUUUGCUCCCCAGAGGUGUUUUUGAUUUGAUCAAUUACCAUCUCGUCACUCAGCGGCUGGCUCUACAAAACAAUGUUCAGUUCCCAGAACAAGGAGAGCAAGGAAAGAAAAUGGGCGUCGGCGCCAAAGUCAGGACCUUGACGUUGGCGCGACUGCGAGCAAAUGAACCCGUCAUACAUCGAUGGCAGGAGGCACUUGCAAUUAUGGCCCAACCUACAUACGUCCCGGCAUCCUUGGCCGAACUUGCAAGACUCGCGGACGAGGUCUGGUUCCUGUCUGGCGACCAGAGCGUGGAUAGCAGCUGGUACACCAAGCGCGCGACCCUCUCUGCCAUCUACUCUUCGACUGAGAUGUACAUGACGCAGGACAAGUCGGCCAACUUUGUCGAGACGGAACAGUUUCUAGACAAUAGACUACAAGAUCUCACCAAGGUUGGUGGGUUCAUGGGUGGACUGGGCGAAUGGCUCAAUUACACGGGUCACUCUGCCGUCAACGUACUAAGGAGUAAGGGUGCGCGCAUCUGAUUUUGUAAAUGCAAUCGACGGGUGUUUGACCCGUGUGCUCGGCGCGCUUCACCGAGCCUACUUUUUAUAUCAUAUAUUUCGGUGCGCUUCA
Molecule: messenger RNA, 1179 nt
Organism: Alternaria alternata
Lineage: Eukaryota; Fungi; Ascomycota; Dothideomycetes; Pleosporales; Pleosporaceae
Product: ubiquinone biosynthesis protein COQ9, mitochondrial precursor
Exons: 2
Coding region: 306-1088 (260 amino acids)
Biological process (GO): ubiquinone biosynthetic process
Cellular component (GO): mitochondrial inner membrane
Molecular function (GO): lipid binding
Source: RefSeq, a predicted model, not a curated record